Messenger RNA from Symbiodinium pilosum, 1155 nucleotides. NCBI's taxonomy places the organism in Eukaryota, Dinophyceae, Suessiales, Symbiodiniaceae. The record is from the annotation of a GenBank genome assembly.
AUGGACAACUUCCAGGCGAUUCCCGUCACCGUGAAACUUUUUGCUAGGAUGGUGGAAAUGUCAGCCAGGGAGCUGCUGGAAGACAACAAGCAGCUCAUACUGGAGAAAAAGGAACAGAAGGCGCUGGCAAGGAAGAACUCGCGAGAGUUAGUGCAGAAGCUGAUCGAAGAAGAUCGCGUCCGCAGCGAGGGCAUCAAGGCAACGGACCAAAGCAAAAGAUCGCAGCAACGAGAGUUAGCGCAGCAGUACAAAGCCAUGAUCGCGCAGAAGGAAGCUCAAAGAGCAGCCGUAAAGGCUUCUGCGCAGAAAGGUCAGACGAUUUCUUAUUUCCCUUUCGUGGAGGGCGAGACGAUAGCGAAGGGCCGCGCUGCCAAGAGCGCCGUCCUCCGCGAAGAGAUGCAGGGCUUCCUGCGGCAGCAGCGAGAAAAGCAGCCGCCGCGAAACGAUGCCCUGAUCAAGGACACCCGCGCAGACAACGUUCUGUUGUAUUCGAUUCGGCCGAAUGGAACUGUGCCGGCUGCCAAAGUGGAUGUGGAAGCUCUCGAGACAGACAUGAAGCUAGUGGAUGAGAGCGGCGCCCAUAUGGCGAGGCAUCCGCUCUUUCUGACGAAGAGCCGAGAUCACAUGUCUAGAAGGCUCUACGAUGAGCAUGUCCGCAGGGCUUUGGAGGACAAGGUGGAGCAGACGAAAGUGGAGUUGGCCAAUCUGGCCAAGAAACGUCAGGAAGAGGUGCACAUGCUGGAGGAUUCGAUGCUUGUGGCAGAUGCCCUCCGCCACGAUGGCACCACCGCAAAGGCAGAUGCAAGGAGAAGACAUGCCAGCUUCUUAAAGGACCAGAUUGAGGAACAGCGCCAGCGACGGCGAGCAGAGAAAGAAAGCAAACGGUACGAAGCUGCUGGGUACUGGGGUCCAGAGGACAAGCCUGCGCAAUCCGUGGACACUCACCGAUCCCAUUGCCAAGACCUGAUCAAACAAAUGGAGGUAGACCAAAACCGCCGCCUAAUCGACCGCAGCAUGCGGCUGCGGCAAGAGCAGCAGAUCGUCAACAAUUGUAUAGUUCAGAUGGAACAAGAUCGGGAGCUGGAGCGGCAGAAAGUGGCCCAGCACCGGGACGUCUUGGUUACUACUUGGCAGAGCCAAGUGCAGCUUCGAGAG